AUGGAAGAUAAACAAAGAGAGUUAGGAGGAGAAGAGAAAGAAGAAGAACAUGCCAAAGUGCAAAUCUGGAAAUAUGUGUUCGGGUUUGCUGAAAUCGCGGUGGUAAAAUGUGCCAUUCAGCUUGGAAUAGCUGAUGCAAUUGAAAGCCAUGGCAGCCCCAUGACACUCCUAGAGCUAUCAUCUGCUCUAAGAUGUGAUCCUUCUCCCCUUUACCGCAUCAUGAGGGUCCUAGUCCACCUCAAAAUAUUCAAAGAAAAGCCAGCAACCCAAUUAGGCCCCAAAGUUUAUGCACAAACACCUUUGUCCAAACGUCUAUUGAAAUCCGGACAAAACAGCAUGGCUGCUUUCAUUUUGCUAGAGAAUAGCCCAGUGAUGCUGGCACCGUGGCAUGUCCUCAGUACCCGAAUCAAAGGUAAUAUUAGAAAUUCAGUGUUUGAAGAAGUACAUGGUGAGGACAUAUGGAGCUUUGGGGCAGCCAAUCCUGAUCACAACAAGCUUUUCAAUGAAGCAAUGGCUUGUGAUGCAAGGGUGGUUAUGUCUGCAGUGAUUGAAAGUUGUAUAGAGGUGUUCAAAGGGAUUGAGACAAUUGUAGAUGUGGGCGGGGGUGAUGGGACUACUUUGCGCUUGUUGGUUGAGGCAUGUCCUUGGAUUCAAGGCAUCAACUUUGAUCUUCCUCAUGUUGUGCCUGUUGCUCAGGAGUGUGACCGCAUUGAGAAUGUUGGAGGUGACAUGUUUGAUUGUGUUCCAAAGGCUGAUGCUGUAAUUAUUAAGUCGGUUCUUCAAGACUGGGGCGAUGACGAGUGCAUCCGUAUCCUUAAGAAGUGCAGGGAAGCUAUUGCGGAAAAUAAAGGGAAGGUGAUAAUCGUAGAAGCGGUUAUCGAUGAAAAAGAUGAGAAAGAGGACAUCAAACUAACAAAUGUGAGAUUGAUGCUAGACAUGGUGAUGAUGGCCUAUACAAACACAGGAAAAGAAAGGACCUCGAAGGAAUGGGAAUAUGUUCUUGGGGAAGCUGGCUUCAGCCGACACACUAUCACACCUAUUCAUGCUGUCUGUUCCGUUAUUCAGGCUUUUCCUUAAAUUUAGAGAACAAAAAGUUAUGGAUGUGGAUUUGUUUUUGCAAAU
Prunus dulcis (almond) is the source of this 1122-nucleotide messenger RNA. RefSeq names its product acetylserotonin O-methyltransferase-like. Gene Ontology annotation, molecular function: S-adenosylmethionine-dependent methyltransferase activity; protein dimerization activity; O-methyltransferase activity. Gene Ontology annotation, biological process: methylation. NCBI's taxonomy places the organism in Eukaryota, Viridiplantae, Streptophyta, Magnoliopsida, Rosales, Rosaceae. The transcript has 2 exons. The record is from RefSeq and is a predicted model, not a curated record. The coding region runs from base 1 to 1077 and encodes 358 amino acids.